AAGAGGGAAGCCAAUCAGAUUGCAGCAUUAAUCCCCUCACAGAACAGAUACAGGGAACAGACACACCUACUCCUAUUAUGGGAUGCAGCCCGAAUAACAAUUUGGCAGAUUAUUAUACAUCAGAUGAAAUAAAAAAGGAGGCGGCUUUAUGUGAAGAGGGAAACCAAUCAGAUUGCAGCAUUUAUCCCCUUACAGAUCAGAUACAAGGAAUGGAUACACACAGUAUGACAUUCAUGCAAUGCAGCCUAAAUUAUAAUCUAUCAGCCACUACCUGGAAUGAAGAUAUUGAGAACUUUAGCAGCACCACCCAGAUACAAACGAUACAAGGUUCCGAGUGCCAUAAAGGCUUCAGAAGGCAGAGAGAUCUUGGGAGACCCCAGAAAACUCACACAGGAGAGAAACCCUAUUCUUGUUCUGAGUGCGGCAAAUGCUUUAGACAGUGCUCCCAGCUCACUGUCCAUCAGAGAACUCACACAGGGGAGAAACCCUACGCCUGCUUCAUAUGUGGAAAAUGCUUCGCUCAGAGCUCUCAGCUUUCUGUGCAUCGGAAAACCCACACGGGGGAGAAGCCCUACUCCUGCGCUGAAUGUGGCAAAUGUUUCACCCAACGCUCCAGCCUCAAAAUACACCAGAAAAUCCACACAGGCGAAAAACCGUACUCUUGUUCUGAGUGUGGGAAAUGUUUUGCUCGCCGGUCACACCUUAUUGUACAUUACAGAGUUCACCAGAAAACAUUUCUUGCUCACACUAAGACGGCCCAUAUGAGUGUGUAGGACGGCCCAUAUGAGAGUGUCGGGUGGCCCAUAGGAGGGUGUAGGAUGGCCUAUAGGAGAGUGUAGGACAGCCCAUAUGAGUGUGAAGGACGGCCCAUAUGAGAGUGUAGGAAGGCCCAUUUGAGAGUGUAGGAAGGCCCAUAUGAGAGUGUAGGAAGGCCUAUAGGAGAGUGUAGGACGGCCCAUAUGAGUGUGUAGGAUGGCCCAUAUGAGCGUGUCGGGUGGCCCAUAGGAGGGUGUAGGAUAGCCUAUAGGAGAGUGUAGGACAGCCCAUAUGAGUGUGUAGGACGGCCCAUAUGAACGUUUAGAACAGCCUAUAGGAGAGCGUAGGACGGCCCAUAGGAGACCGUAGGCGGCCCAUAGGAGAGCGUAGGACGGCCCAUAGGAGAGCGUAGGAUGGCGUAUAGACAUUUUCUAUCACUGCACUUGACCAAUACUUGGGACUUUUGAGAUUACUUUUGGAUAUGAUGAGAAUCGCAAUGAAUCUGCAAAUGUGGGAUCUUUGUACAUGUUGGAAAUUUUAAAUUAAUUUUAUUUUGCAAAAAC
Molecule: messenger RNA, 1319 nt
Organism: Xenopus tropicalis (tropical clawed frog)
Lineage: Eukaryota; Metazoa; Chordata; Amphibia; Anura; Pipidae
Product: oocyte zinc finger protein XlCOF22-like
Exons: 1
Coding region: 78-773 (231 amino acids)
Cellular component (GO): nucleus
Source: RefSeq, a predicted model, not a curated record